AUGGAAGAGGAGAAGAAGGAGGAGAAACCAGAAGAGAAACUUGCAGAACCUGAAUCAGCUUUCCCAGAAGCCUUACUGAAAUAUCAAAUUGAGACAAAAGAAGCAGCAAUUGAUCGGGUUUUGUUUGCUCUGAAACAAGUGCAAAAAAAGAAUAAAGAAUAUCAUGAAAGGAACCACCGCCUGAAGGAAGAACAACAGGCACACGUCAGGCACAUACUAAAACAAAUAGAAGAAGAGGAGAAAGAACAAGAUGAAAAGGAGGUUGUAACUAGGGAUGAUGUGGAAGAGGCACUGAAAGCGAAAUGGCAGUAUGUUGCGGACAAAGAACAGCUUCUGAAAGAUCUGCACUCCCAAAUUGAAGAAACUCACCAAAGACUUUCAGUAAAGCAGAGUGAGAGAGAUUAUUUGUUGGAAUACAAAAAUAUAGUAAGUAAAUCACAGGCCAACAAGAUUACGAGUCUGGAAAAAGACAUUAAGGAAGUCAAAGAUGACCUUCAGAGAACUGCAG
Messenger RNA from Leptosomus discolor (cuckoo roller), 508 nucleotides. The record is from RefSeq and is a predicted model, not a curated record. NCBI's taxonomy places the organism in Eukaryota, Metazoa, Chordata, Aves, Leptosomiformes, Leptosomidae.